This is a messenger RNA of Yarrowia lipolytica CLIB122, 750 nucleotides long. RefSeq lists its product as uncharacterized. Lineage: Eukaryota; Fungi; Ascomycota; Dipodascomycetes; Dipodascales. Gene Ontology annotation, cellular component: nucleus; cytoplasm. The record is from RefSeq and is a predicted model, not a curated record. Gene Ontology annotation, molecular function: RNA polymerase II CTD heptapeptide repeat phosphatase activity; RNA polymerase core enzyme binding.
AUGUUGCAACUACGCGAGGAAAUCGAAAAGCUACGAACUCGGUUUGGAAACACGGGGUCUGAGCCGCCAAACCUGCAGCUUUCUGCACUCAUCACGAUCGCCGUGAUCGAGGCUCUGUCGGCGAAGAAAACCGACAUCCAGACCUUCAAGUACGCGUCGCGAUACCUCACCCCCGAGGUGUACGACGAGCUGGUUGGCGAACGCACUUACGAACACAUCUGCGGGUACCCUCCGUGCGGACUGGUGCCCAAGUCUGCGUCGGGCAAAAACAAGAUUCUCGGCACGCUGGCCCAGAACCAAAAGUUUGACGUGCCGUGGGCGUAUCUGCGGACCUUUUGCAGCAAGCAGCACUACCAGGCGAGCCAGUUUUAUCGUGCACAGCUGUCGUCGGACCCUCUGGACCUGCGAGGCAGCAUCUGGGGCGACUAUGGCUCGUGCAAACAGUACGAGGGCAGCAUCAUCCUGCUGGAGGAACUGACGUCGGACGCCCAGCAGGGCAAAUCCAUGGCUGAGAUUGUGGAGGGGUUCACGCAGAUGUCGCUCAAGGACCCCGAGCUCGCUAGGAUGAACAUUCCUGCCAACGGAGACGAGAUCACCAAGCUGGGCAAGGAGAUCCAGGAGAUUUCGCUGAGAGAGCGCGAGGACGACGAGAAUGACGUGGAGCCAGACUACGAGUCGUUGGAGGACAUGAGUAGUAAGGAUAAGGCCAGUGCUAUUGAGGGCUAUAAGCCGAGAAUCCAGUGGAGAUAG